Molecule: messenger RNA, 960 nt
Organism: Oryzias melastigma (Indian medaka)
Lineage: Eukaryota; Metazoa; Chordata; Actinopteri; Beloniformes; Adrianichthyidae
Product: probable E3 ubiquitin-protein ligase ARI8
Source: RefSeq, a predicted model, not a curated record
ACGCUCAGAUUCGUGGACAGAGAGGAUGAGAUGGAUUUUCUUUGUGAGGAAUUUGCGCCUCCCAGAGCAGAGAUGUCCUGCGGUCACGCGGUCACUCCCAUGUCUCUCACCAACUGGUGCCGCAGGUUGUUGGAAGAGGGUAAAAGUAAGUUUGUUUGUGGUCAGCCCAACUGUAAUAAGGAGUGGCCGUAUGUGGAAGUUCGUAAAAUGGCUCUACUGACCCCGAAGGAAAGAGAAUACUUUGAAAGCACAAUGGCUAAAAAUGCAGCCAGAGAAUAUUUCAACUCCAAAACAUGUCCUGGAUGUCAAUUCUUAGUGACGAGGAAAGAUGAGUCCAACCUGAGUGUGCGUUGCCAGAUUUGCACAGUAAAGAAAAGACGGCCCUACGACUUCUGCUGGCAGUGUCUGAAAGAGUGGAGGGGUCAGCCAAACGGAAACCACUGUGAUAAUGACGGCUGCAUCAACGAGGCUCUGAAAACUCUGAGGACCUGCCCAGAAAUCGUCUUUGAAUCAAUUAAAAACGUCCGGGGGUGUCCUUCCAUCAGAGCCUGUCCCACCUGUGGAUCUCUGCUGGAACACACCUCGAAAUACUGUAAGAGCAUUGUGUGUCCUCGAUGCAAGGUCAAGUUUUGCUUUGUGUGUCUAAAAAUCAUGACUGAAUGCACAAAAACAAGCGGUCCGUAUCAACCCUGCUCUAGCCGAGUCGCCCCCAGACAGACCUCCAUUCCUGUGUGGCAUCGGUGAAGAAAUCUAGACUUUUUCCGUUUGCCUUUUUUUAAGAUUACAAUAAAAGGGAACUUUAAUAACAGCUGUUGUGUUGAGAUAUUGUUUUGGUACUAGGCGACACCAGGUGAAGCAGUGAGUGAGAGACAGGAACCGUAAGAAAAAGAAAAGAAGUGUGGUGCAGAAAAAGCAUGUUGCAGCAUGUUCAUGUUGGAAAUAAAGUUCAGUAAAAAUACA